CACCCAAAUGUGCCAAAUUGGGGGGCCACCCAGCCCAAAAAGUCAAGGAAGAUCUUUCCCAAAUGGAAUCCAGGAUCUGGUUUGAGGAAAUGUAACAAGGAUAAAUCCUUCAGGAUGGUGGAGGAAGCUGGAAAAUCACAUUUCCAGCAAGAACCUCCUCUGUCUUCUGGUCUACAAGAGGGAUACAACCAUAGUGCCAUAAUGAAGACCUAUUCCUCCGAGUCAGUGAUUCCCCAGUCUCCGAGUCCUUUUCAGACAUCGCCUUCUUUCCUAUCCUUAUCUGCAAGUGGAGUAUCUCAAAGAAGUGCAACAAGGGUGAACCGAGGAAGCCGAGAUUACACGACCAUAAUAACAAGGAGGAAAACGGAUGAUCAGGUAGAACAAUGUCAGAAGCGGAUCUGCAUAAACAGCUUUGAUGAGUCAAAGGGCACCAAUUCCCUGGAAAUUGAUGGUUUGGAGCUUGUUCGGAAAGCCAUUGAAAAGGAAAGAGAGGAGAAGAUUGAACAAUUGGAGCGAAUGGUCUUGGGCCUCCAGAGAGAAGUCCUUGCUUUGAAGCAGAAGGUGCAGCACCUUGAAGCUGCCUCCCUUCAGGAGCAGAAACCUCCAUGCCAACCUUGUGAGGUCUCUGAACUAUUCAAUGGAUACACAAGGGACCAACUCAAAGAGGCCAUCCGGUUUGACCAAAAAAUCAGCACUGCUUGUAAAACCCUCCUCUACAAGCUCUUCACAUCAGAUUAUAUCCAAAGUCAUUCCAUCACUGGGAGGCGAGGGAAUACAUUCCGGGAAGCUAAGCCCAUGAUGGAUGAGAGGUGCAUCAAAAUAAUCAGAGUGUUGCUGAAGCAGAAGUUUGGGGACCAUCUGAGUGAUACAGUGAUCACUGAGAAGAUCCAAAAUGUGCAGAAAGCCCUAAGGCAGAAAUUUAAAACUGAAUGUAUCUGAUUCUCCAGCAAACAGGCAUAUCCCAACCCGUAGCCAGGUUGUUAACCAGAGCGGCGUACAGGGAGCGUACUAUUCCUUUGUUGUGCCAGCUCCACUGGCUGCUGAUCAGCUUCUGGGCACAAUUCAAAGUGCUGUUUUUAACCUUUAAAGCCUUGAACGGUUCUGGCCCAGAUUACCUGUCCAAACAUAUCUCCUGUUAUGAACCAUCACAAAGCUUAAGAUCAUCAGGAGAAGCCCUGCUCUCGAUCCCAUCACUCUUGCAAACGUGGUUGGUGGGGACGAGAGACAGGGCCUUCUCGGCAGUGGCCCCCCGUCUGUGGAACUCUCUCUCUAAGGACAUCAGGUUGGCCACCCCCCUCCUGUCCUUUAGAAGACAACUGAAGACUUGGCUUUGGGACCAGGCAUUCAACUAGAGGUUAGCAGCAACUUGGAUAGGAAAUUUUUGAACAUUGCGACAUUGGAUUUACCUGGCUGGAUCUUGGUUUUAGUGGCACAUUAUUAAAUAAUAAUAAAUAAGGCUUUAAAGUAUAAUUACAUUGCUGUCACAAAAACUUUGGAAUCUCUAUUGAGUUGAUAUCAUCCUAAAUAUUUCCUAUCAUCCACUCUUUCACACUGUGGAAGUAUAACACUAUGAUUCCACUUUAAACUCCAUGUCAACAACCUAUGGAUUCAUGAGAUUUGCAUGUAGAAGAGGAAUAUUGAGAACUCUCUGCCACAGAGUUCUAGUUUCUCUAUACUACAAAUCCUAGGAUUUUAUGGGAUGUUGCCAUGGCAGUUAAAGUGGAAUCAUAGCGCAUAAUGCAGUAUAUAAAAAAAUAAAGUUAUU
Anolis sagrei ordinatus is the source of this 1765-nucleotide messenger RNA. RefSeq lists its product as uncharacterized. The record is from RefSeq and is a predicted model, not a curated record. Gene Ontology annotation, molecular function: DNA binding. NCBI's taxonomy places the organism in Eukaryota, Metazoa, Chordata, Lepidosauria, Squamata, Anolidae.